Cornus florida is the source of this 2273-nucleotide messenger RNA. RefSeq names its product sister chromatid cohesion 1 protein 3-like. Lineage: Eukaryota; Viridiplantae; Streptophyta; Magnoliopsida; Cornales; Cornaceae. The transcript is spliced from 14 exons. The record is from RefSeq and is a predicted model, not a curated record. Bases 88 to 2079 code for a protein of 663 amino acids. Gene Ontology annotation, biological process: mitotic sister chromatid cohesion; synaptonemal complex assembly; replication-born double-strand break repair via sister chromatid exchange. Gene Ontology annotation, molecular function: protein binding; chromatin binding. Gene Ontology annotation, cellular component: synaptonemal complex; cohesin complex.
AGGUGUUGUGAAUCGGAGCUCUCUCUCUCUACACAUAUCGGAGCGCUCUCUCUCUCUGCAUAUUGUAGCAUAUUUGGAGCAUCGGAGAUGUUUUACUCGCACACGUUUUUGGCUCGAAAGGGGCCAUUGGGAACUGUAUGGUGUGCGGCACAUCUGGAGCACAAACUGAGGAAGUCUCACUAUACCUCUACUGAUAUACCUUCUACCGUUGAGCGCAUAAUGUUUCCGGAAGUCCCUAUUGCACUUAGAAUGUCAGGUCAUCUUCUUCUGGGUGUUGUCCGGAUAUAUUCAAAGAAGGUUGAAUAUCUACACCGCGAUUGCAAGGACAUUCUGAUACUAUUUGGAAAGGCCUUUGCUCCUACACAAGUUAAUCGCCAAGAAGUUAAUCUCCCAGAAGAUGCGACCCAUGCCCCAUUUCACUCUGUCACUUUGCCGGACACAUUUGAACUCGAUGCCAUGGAUUUGGAUGAUGGAUUUUACUAUGAGAGGAAUCAGGAUAAACAUCUUAUGAAUGCAGAGGAGAUAACAUGUACAGAUCAAAUUCCAAGUGGAAGGGAUCCUUACAUUGCCAUCACUUUCGACAUGGACAUUUUGAGGGAUUCAUCACAUGUCGAAGGUGCUUCUGGCUCAAGAGGCAGAGCAAUGGAGGACAGGUUAAUUUCAUCAAUUUAUGAUUACAGUACCAAUCCUUCGCUUCCAGGAGACACAACUGUUAGUUUUCAGGAUCCUGGUCCAAGCAAUCAGACAGGAAUUAAUGAAGAUAAUCAUCCACAAAAUUUUCCAGCAAUGGAAGUUAUGCGUGAUGCUGUUCAUGAUUUUAACUUGGAAAAUAUUCCAGUGUGGCCAGAUCAACAGAAUGAUAUACUUGGACCGGACACAACUUUAGAGCGCCAGGUAAUGGAGAUGGAGAUUAGUCCAGUCGUCGAAGAAAUGUUAGCUUCUGGAGGGCAGUCUCUCCCAUGUGAACAACGUCAAGAACCACCAACUUCUGUUGCUCCAGAACAUGCUCCUGAGAUUUCUGGUUCACACAUUUCAUUCGGGAAUUUAUCACCUGGAUUGGCAAUUCAACCAUCUCCACCCGCUGAACAGCCACAAGCAAGACGAAGAAGGAAGAGGGCGCAAUAUGAUGAGGCUGUUGGAUUGACUAAUGAGUAUGGAUGGUUCAUGAAGGCUGCCAUUGGAGAUUCUAAUGGUUUGUUGCGGAAUAGAAUAAAUGUCCCUGACUCUUAUGUGGAUGUUUGGAAGUUCCAGAAAAGAUCAAAAAAGGAAAAAAUAUUCACUGAACCCUUAAUUAGUGGUUUGUGUGGAGAACUGUGUAAUAUUUUUCAGAAAGAUUUUAUUUCUGCAAAACCUCAUUUAGCUGUUGUAGAGGAAUCUCAUCCCAAUCCUAGUGUUGCACAACUCACUGCUUCCAUGCCUGAUGAUGAUUUGGGAAUUGAACGUCUUCGAGAUUUUGAAGACCCUGCUGGCAGCAAUGUUUUACCCGAAUUGAGGCUGUCUCCGAAUAUUUGCAUUCCUUCAACAUCUAGAACAGAUGACUUUACUCCUGCCUUUACUGACAAUUUAGGCUCACAGUCGGGUUCUCAUGUUGAAACAACUAUUAUGACUAACAUGCUACCCACUCCGGAUCUGGCAGCAUCUACCGGGCCUUUUGGAUCCGAGAUGGAAACACCAAUGACCUUUCCAGAGCAACUAGAUGUAGGGGAUUUUGUUCUUUCAGAUAUUCCUGAGGUGAUGAAUUCGGCAGAAGCAGAAGACCUGGACUUUUUGGCAGAAGACAACACACCAGCUGGAAUUCAAGGAACUCCAGGAGUUGACCAAUUGUCUGCGAGAACAAGGGCUGUGGCUCAAUUUAUCAAAAGGAAGUCUUCGGGUACCCCUACCUCAAGAGACUUAUCUGGAGAUCUCAUAUUGAACAAGAUCUUAGAAGGAAAAAGGAGAAAAAUAUGUGCACGAAUGUUUUUUGAAACAUUGGUUUUGAAGACUCGUGGACUUGUAGAUGUGCAACAGGAAGAACCUUAUGGUGAUAUCACAUUGAGGGUGACUUCUAAACUUUCAAAGGACCAGUCUUUAAGUUAAAUGUGCUUGGAAGACUUCAUGUAUAUAGUGGGGGUUUGUACAGUGACAUCAACAAAAUUUCAUAACCUUAUUAUAGAUAUGCGUAGGCCUAUUGUUUUUCUUUUGGAGUAUGCUAAAUUGUUUCAAAUUCUGGUGCUCUCUUCAUGUAUUUUUGACUAUUUAUUUGGUGCAAUAAAACAGAUUUUUGAUGAAAA